This is a messenger RNA of Diaporthe citri, 1596 nucleotides long. RefSeq lists its product as uncharacterized. The record is from RefSeq and is a predicted model, not a curated record. NCBI's taxonomy places the organism in Eukaryota, Fungi, Ascomycota, Sordariomycetes, Diaporthales, Diaporthaceae. Bases 1 to 1596 code for a protein of 531 amino acids. Gene Ontology annotation, molecular function: heme binding; oxidoreductase activity, acting on paired donors, with incorporation or reduction of molecular oxygen; iron ion binding. The transcript has 5 exons.
AUGAUUGCAAAGUUGUCCCCAGAGACUGCGCUGUUGCUCAAAGAGCGUCUACUCGAUCGCUUCAACAAUGCAACCUAUGCUGAGAUAGCGAUCCUUCUGCUAGGAUUCCUCUCCAUCAUCUCUACAUUCCCGGGGAAGAAGAGUCCAAAAGUAUCUGGUGCUCCUGUCCAUGGCUACCGCUCCAUCUUUGAGCCAACCCUCUGGUUGCAAAUCAGAUUUACCACUGGUGCUUUUGACAUUGUCGACAGUGGCUACAAAAAGCUGAAAAAUAUCCCGUUUGUACUCCGCCGCUAUGACACCGAUAUCACGGUUCUCCCGAUCAAAUAUCUGGAUGAGAUGCGCCUCAUUCCAAGGAGCAAGCUGAACGGGAAGAAGGCCCAAGUCAAUAACCUUGUUCCAAGAUGGACUUGGACCUCAGUGAUGAUGGAAUCGGACUUGCACGUCAAUGUUCUCAACAGCAAGCUCAAUCCAGACUUGUCAAACUACAUAGACAUUGCCAGUAAAGAGAUGCAGUAUGGGUGGGACAUCGACGUGCCCCGUCCCGAACAUUGGACACAGGUCGACAUCCAGCAGACAAUGCGUAUGUUGGUGGCACGCAUGUCGGCAAGAAUAUUCAUGGGCCAUCCUGCGUGCAGGAAGGAUGAGUGGCUUCAAGUUUCCAUCAACUUCACCUACGACAUGUUUUUGGCAGCCUUCACUCUCCGGAUGUUUCCACCUUGGAUGCACGUCUUUGUGGCUCAUUUUGUUCCAGCCAGAUGGCGAAUUCGUCGGCAGAUGAACACAGCCAAGAGGUUCGUCGAGGAGAUCACUAGACAACACAACGAAGCCAAGAGGAGGGGAGAGAAGGGGCAGGACACGCUGCUCACGUGGAUGAUUGAUCACGGUACUGACAAGGAGGCGUCGAUCCCGGAGAUGGCAGCCCGCCAAUGUGUCCUGACGCUCGCGAGCAUCCACACAACCUCCAUGAGCGUGAGCAACAUACUAUUCGAUCUCUGCAUGCACCCGCAAUGGUUCCCUGUGCUGCGGCAGGAAAUCGAAGAGGUUGUAAAGACCCACGGGAAGAUUGGUGAAGGACAACUCAGUCACAAACAGUGGUUGUCCAAAUUGGAGAAGAUGGACAGCUUCAUCGUGGAGGACCAGAGGAUCAACCCUCCUAUUCUGCUAAACCCGCAGAGGAUCGCUCUGGUUCCCAUCACACUCAAGGACGGCACCAAGAUUCCAGCCGGGGCGAGGAUCGCGUGGGCCGGACACCACCAUGCCAACGAUCCCGCCACACUCGCCAACCCGGAGGAGUUUGACCCGCUGCGGAGCUACCGGAAGCGCCAUUCCAACAACGGGGCCAACAUCAACAAAUACACGGCUGGGCAGACUAAUUCGAACAGUUUGUCCUUUGGCUAUGGUGGGCAGUCCUGUCCAGGGAGGUACUUUGCCGUGGCGGAGAUCAAGAUGAUCUUGAUGAGGCUGCUGCUGGAAUUCGAAUUUGCGUAUCCGGAGGGCGCUUCUAGGCCAAAGGUCAUGUUCGCGGAUGAGAACGUCUUCAUGGACCCCAACGCAAAACUUCUCAUGAAGAAACGGGAGGAGAGCCUGGCAUCAUAA